GAUUAGACCGUAAUACUACACAAUUUGUUCAUAAAAACUAAAUUAAAAUAAUGCACCUGCAUACUACUAUUUUUAUUUGUGUAGCAUAUACGCUCCCCAUUAUAAACCUGCAAGUAAGUCUGAUCAAAUUUGCAUUUUUAGUAUAAAAACAAAAACAAAAUUUUACAUAAAAAUUUUGUCUUAUUAUAUUUUAUCUUAAGUAUUUAAUUUUUAUUAGUAGUUAUUUUGAUAGUUAUUUGUAUUUAUUAUUUUUUUAAUGUUACAUAUUAAUCUGCAAUAUAAGCUUUACAGUGUGAUACAAUCGGUUUUUUUAAUUUUUCAAAUUGUACGUUUUUUGCUUUAGGUUUUUUAUUAAUUUAAAAUGUUUUUAAAAAAUAUUUAAAAUGUUCUGAAAUAUGCAUAAUAUAUUUUCAAAAUCCUAUAAUAUGUAUUUAAAAUACAAAACUAUAAAAUAUGCAAAAUAAAAAUAGUAUUAUUUUAUUUAGUAGAACAUGAAUAAAAUUUGUGUCCAGGUCCACAAAUUAGAUGAACAGAAAAAAAUGUAAUUUCAUAAACAUCCUAGCUCUAGUUAAAACUUAUUAUUAUUGUGUUGCAAACGGGAUUGAUUAUACUUUUUUCAAUUUAUAAAAUAAAUUUAUCGUGUAAAUAAUCUUAAAUUAUUAUAUUGUUAUAAAAUAUGUCUAUUAUUAUUUCUUUUAGUUGGUUUCAAAUCUUGUCGUACACAAUUAUUUUUUAUUAUGAAAAUCUACCUAAUUAAAUAUUAUUAAUACAUAUUUCUUUUAGAAUGCAGGCGUAUCAGGACAUUUAUUGAGUAAAUUCUUCAAAUUUAAAUGUUUGUUUUGUGAACCUUAUCAGACUCGGAAUAGAUCGAGCACAGUAAGUAAUCAAUGUUAUCAAUGAUAUUUAAAUACUUUAUAUGUUUGAAUAAUAUUAUAGUACUCCAAUCAAAUUGAUUUAAUUUUUUUUUCCAUAAAGGUAUACUAUAGUAGAGAAUACACAAUGAUAAAAUAUGAUUAGAUGACUACAGAAAUGAUAAGAAUAACAUUAUUAUUUUUUUAUGGAAUUGAGACUUUAUUAUAAUAUAGUGUAGCAACACGAAUUUAUUUUAUUAUACUAUUCACGGAUUUGUAUACAUUCAUAAAGGUGUUAUUCCAAUUUUAUACACAAGGGAGAGAGUUAUUGUAUGUGUUUUUUUAGCAUACCUACUCAAUUGUUUAUGAAAAGUUAGAUUAGAGUUUUUUAAAUAAUAUGUAAACAUUUUGUGGGGGAAAAUUAUACGGUCAAUUUGGAUGAUUUUUGAAAAAUCUUAGCUUGCCUCCCCCGUAUGUUAUGCCUACGUAUCCAAUGUCUAUAUCAUUCAUUUUGAAUUAUAAUUUUUUUUUUCAAAAUUAUUUAUAUUAUUAUAUAAAUUUUACAAUCAUCUUCUCAAAUAAUCGACUGAUAUACAUUUAUAAAUAAUUAUUAAUGAUAUUUAGAAUAAGUUCACAAAUUAAUUAUUUAACUUAUUGUAGGUACUACAAUUAUUAAUUAUGACGUUUCAAAUGUAGUACAAAUUUGAAGAUUAACUUACUUAAUCAUAAAAAUAUUACAACGUUUUAAAUAUGCGUUGGUAAAUAAUUGCUGUUCGUUUCAUAUUUUUAGCAUACAACUACUAUACCGCCUCCGAUAAGUACAACUAUUCGUACCACGACAGAAUUCAUAACGCCAUCCAGUACAAUUCUUCCAAAUAAUGUAUGUAGCUAUAUUUUAUAGUAUAUUAUAUUUGUUUAAUAUUUGACUCGGGAGAGAGGGCUUUGUUUUUUUUUUUUUUAGCAUACUCAAUUGUUUAUGAAAAGCAUGAUUAAAUUUUUUUAUAUAAUAUGUAAAUAUUUUGUGGGUGGAAGUUAUUUGGCGGAUUUGUGUAUGUUCGUGGAAUCUCAGCUUUCACAUUCGAACAUUAUGCCUAUGUAUCUAAUAUCCAUAUUUUUCAUUCUUGAAUUAUAUGUAUAUUUUUUUUUAAUUUUUUCUAAUAUUAAAUAGAUUUCACUAACUAUAUUAACGUUUAACAAUCGAUUCGCCUAGUUUCUACAAUCAUUUUCUUAAAUAAUUGACUGAUAAAAAAUUAUUAUUAAUGAUAUUUAAUAUUAAGUGCACAAAUUAAUAAUAUAACUAAUUGUAGGUUAUUAUACAAUUUAUAACGAGGUUUCAAAUAUAUAAGGUGUGACAGAAACAUAACGAGACUUUCUAAAUAUGAGCUAAAGUAUUAACGUUAUCAAUAAAUCAACUAUUGAAAUAUUAUUAUGAAACAUUUAUCUAAGAGUACUAUUAGUAUUAAUGAAAUCGAUUUAUUUAUUUUUUAAUUUAUUAGCCUUGUUAUUAGUGUGUUGUCUAUUUUGUCGUAUUUAUGUUAGAUCUAAAAAUUUAAAAACGUGUUAACAUUAGAUUUCUUGUUAAAUUGAAAAAAACUGCUGUGGAAUCGUGUCGAAUGUUAUGUGAAGUUUAUGGUGAGAAUAAUUCUAAUAAGCUAGGGUUUUUGAAUGGCACAAAAAGUGGUUUAGUUGAAGUAAGAACGUCGAAGACGACGAUUGUUCUGGGUGUAUACACGUAUUCAACGAACGAAAAUGUUGACAAAAUCAACAAUAUUAUUCGACAAGAUCGUCAACUAGAGAUGGUAAUAUUGAUAGAGCAAGUGUUCAUAAAAAUUUAAAUAUGAAAAAAUGUGUGCUUAAAUGGGCCCUAAAUAUUUAUCGUUGAAAUACGCUUUUUGACAGAAAGAAUUAUUUUUGAACUUCAACAUCCUUUAUUUUCUAGACCUUGUUUUUUGAGGCUACUUUAUAUUUUCAAAAAUUGAAAGUUCAUUAUAAGGAAGCUAUUUUAAACGGUUAAUGAUGUCAAAAUGAGAACGACUGAACUUUUAAAUGGACUUACUGAAAGUGAUCGGCAGCACUACUUUCAUCGCAACGAUGUAUGGAACAGUGUGUAGUUGCCAAAGGAAACUACUUUGAAGGUGAUAAUCAUUAAAUUGUAAACAUUUAAAAUUAAACUACUUUUAUUUAAAAAAUCUCGCUAAUUUUCUAUCACACCUCGUAGUGCAAAUUUGAAGAUUAAACUAUCUAAUCAUACAACAAUUAUUUAAAUAUGCAUUGGUAAACAAUUGCAAAAAGUACAACUAUUAGAACCAUGACAGAAUUCACAACUCCAUCUAGUACAAUUAUUCUUAAUACUGUUUAUAGAUACAUAUUAUGGUAUAAUAUUAUUACAUUUAAGACAUUUAAGUGUUAUAAAUCUUGAGGAGCUAAGUAUAAUAAAUUACCAUUAUAGAAUAGGUAGCAAGUAUGUAGAUCUAAUCAAUGGUGUUUCCAUUAAUUUUUUUGAGAGUAUUCUGUAGCACCUAAUUUUAUAAAUUUUUCUUUUGAAUUAUAUUGUAUACGGGAAAAUGGAUACCAACUCUACAAUAAACUAAAUUCAAAUUACUAAAACAAAACACUCGACAUUUUUAAAAACAAAAUACUAUUAUGUGUAUUGUAAGAAAAUUGUGAAAUUUUCAGUUCUUCGUCAUAAUUGCUGAAAUAAACACAAUUUGUAUUACUAUUUUAAUUUUAGUGACAAAAGUGGUAUAAACGGCUCGUGAUAAUAAUACAAUAAUAAUACAAUGUUGAGAGUAUACGGCGUGUAUGUCAGUAUACCCCAUGGCCCUAUGAAAAUACCGCUAGAUGUAAUGUUUGGAUAGUGCAAUAUCCUGAUUAUUGUAAGUAUCCGGGCAUAUGACCAAUGACCAUCCAAACAAGCGUUUCAAAAAAAAAAAAAAGACAUUUUUUUAAUGAAUUUUUAUUUUGUUAAAAACUUUUAUAACAGAAUUUUAUUAAACACGAUUUAUCUACAUAAAUAAAAUACCUGAAGUAUGUAUCUAUCAUUUUUCCAUCUUACAUUAUAAAACAUACCUAUUUUAAUUGAUAUAAAUAUAAUAUUUUUCUUUAAUUUAGAACUUAUAAUAUAAUCUGUAAAAUGUCAAUAAACAAAAAUGCUUGUAUUAAUAGUAUAAAGUAUAUACAGUGGCGUAUAAAAGGAGUUUGAGGGGUUCCCCCCCCCCCCCUCCCUGAAUUUUUUUAAUAUAUAUAUUAACUGAAACCCAAAAGAUCUUUUUAUACUCCCUCCUCCCCAAAUUAAUUUCUUUAUUCACCUCUGAAUAUAUAGUUAUAUUAUCUAUGAUUUGUGAGUAUAAUAAUUUCAAAUAACUAACAGACCUCGAGUAAUUUGUUAAUUCAAAAUUUCAAAUCGUUCAUGUAUAAAUGUUUAAGCUGCGAUUCCUAGUACCAAUGUUUAAAAGAGAUCAUCACCAGUCUGAUCUCAAAUAAUUGGGUAUUAUUUAUAGUAAGGUGAUAUAAAUAAAUAGAUUUUAAAAUAUCUAAUGAAAUAAUUAAAAUUAAUAUAAUUUGUAUGUGUUUUACAGGGUACGUAUACACCGGAAACACUUUCCAAAUCUGAAGAUGUUAUAUCAUUCUUUAGUUCCGAGAUAACGUUGAAGAAUAUAUCGUUUGAAGCAAAAAGAUCUGCAUUUUCUCUUUUAUGUACAUCAGGCUUAAUAACAAACAAUCAAAUACCUCCCGUUGUAAUUGUUAACAUAAUCAAAAUGAUUGCUUCUUCAAAUGAUGUCCAUGAAAUAAUUUUGUACGAUCAGAUGAAGUUCAACUCCGUAUUGAAGAUGAUAACAAAUUAUCCAUGUGCAUUAAACAGUGUAUCGACUAAAGUUCGCAUUCAGUUUUUAGAUGGAUUAUUGUCAUCGUCACCCGGUAUUUUGAUUGGUAUUCCUAAGCCAGUUUUCAUUUCCAUACUUGGGAUGAUUUCAUCUUUUGAUGUUUUAACCGCUUUACCUCUUUCGUCGACCAUGAAUUUAAUUACAGCGCUUUCAUUGUCUAAACCUGUAUUUAACUGCUUACCAGAUGAAACAUUCUUAGCACUGUUAAAAUUUAUUGUCGCGAAUUCCCGAGAACAAAUAUUGAUAUUGAUACCGCCAUCAACUCUUUUCGGUUUUUAUGAAGGAAUAUUCGACAGAAUAAACAAUGAGCCCUUUGUUUAUGGAAGUGCGAUACUGCCAAAAUCACUUAUCAUAGAGAUUAUCUCUCCUAUAAUGACAUCACGUAUGUUGAGUGUAUUUCCAAUUCAUAUGUAUGACAAAUUGUUGAAAAUUAUUGGACCAUGUACAAAAGAAUUUCCUACGUCUAAUAUGAUUUCUCUGUUUACUGUUUUAGCUAAAUCUCCAAUAAUCUUAAAUUCAUUAAAUCCUUAUUAUCUUUCACAAAUAGUAGUGGCAGUAUUACAUAGUAUGCCUACGGGCUUAACCGAAGAACUGGAACUUUCAAUAGCUUAUUAUUUGCCAUCUGUUGAAAACUUUGUUUAGCUAAAUUCUCAUAAAAUUAUUUUUAAUAUAAUAGAAGAACGGAAUAAUAUUGUUCUCUUCUCUCUUUUUUAUAAUCUUUUAUUUCUUUGUCGUGCACACGAGUAAUCUGUCUACUUAC
Messenger RNA from Cinara cedri, 5495 nucleotides. NCBI's taxonomy places the organism in Eukaryota, Metazoa, Arthropoda, Insecta, Hemiptera, Aphididae. The record is from the annotation of a GenBank genome assembly.